Dissoconium aciculare CBS 342.82 is the source of this 1161-nucleotide messenger RNA. Its product is annotated as ergot alkaloid A. The record is from RefSeq and is a predicted model, not a curated record. Bases 199 to 1077 code for a protein of 292 amino acids. Lineage: Eukaryota; Fungi; Ascomycota; Dothideomycetes; Mycosphaerellales; Dissoconiaceae. The transcript has 2 exons.
CCCACAUUAAAAGAUAGGUGUUAGUCCCGCAAUGUAUAUCUCCAUCAUCCAGCACUCACGGCUUCGUACCGGGUUUAUCGGAGCUGACCUCUGUCCUUGGUGACUACACGGACAUAUCAAGCUUAAAUCCGAACUCAUAAGUCAGUGGAGUCUCCAUACCGUCUGCCUUCGCAAGACUCCGACAUCCUCGGAACCGUCAUGACGAUACUGAUCACAGGAUCCAACGGCAUCACGGCCCGCCGGUUGACGGCUCUCCUGCACCCUCAAUACCCACUCCUCAUCGCUUCCCGCUCAGUCCGAUCAGAAGCGACCAGUCCACCUCGUGUGCGAUUCGACUGGAAGGACCCGAAGACAUUCACAAACCCCUUCGAACACGCACAGGCCCAGAGGCAGCCCAUCACAGCCGUCUAUUUGGUCGCGCCGACGGGAGAGCAAGACGUUACAGAUGGCGAGCUCACAUUCAUCAGUCUCGCCGCCGGCCGCGGCGUCAAGCGCUUCGUUCUGCUAGGCUCCAGCAUGGUCCCCGAGGGAGGCCCCUUCAUGGGCCAAGUCCACAAGAGACUGCGGGAAAUGAACGGUGUAGAAUGGGCCGUGUUACGGCCCUCCUGGUUCAUGGAGAAUUUCUCCGAACAGCAACACCUCCCCACCAUCCUGCACGAACGGAAGAUCUACACCGCGACCGGACGGGGUCGACUUCCGUUCUGUUCCGCCGACGACAUCGCCGCCACGGCUUUUCAUGCCCUGACGUCCCCCUCGCCGCCUGAUCGGGAAUUCUUCAUCCUGGGCCCGGAUUUGCUGAGUUACGCCGAUGUGGCGCGGAUCCUGACGGACGUCAUCGGCGAGGAAGUCACGCAUGUGGAUCUCAGCUCGGAAGGGUUGAUCGGACGGUUGAUGGCGUUCGGAGUAUCGGGGGCUACCGCGGAGCUUUUGGCGGGGAUGGACGAGAGGAUCAGACGAGGCGCCGAGGAGAGGACGGGCGGGGAUGUGGAAGAUGUGCUUGGGAGGCCGCCGAGGUCUUUGAGACGAUUUGCGGAGGACAAUCGGAGCGUUUGGGCGAGGCAUCGUGGGAAUGUGUGAAGGCGUAACUGAUGUUUCGUUUCUCGCGUCGAGGAGCUUACGAGAUAGACAUAUCGUAGACCAUGUCAAAUGAUUCAAUGGGUA